Lytechinus pictus (painted urchin) is the source of this 4770-nucleotide messenger RNA. RefSeq names its product NEDD8-activating enzyme E1 catalytic subunit-like. Gene Ontology annotation, cellular component: nucleus; cytoplasm. Lineage: Eukaryota; Metazoa; Echinodermata; Echinoidea; Temnopleuroida; Toxopneustidae. The transcript is spliced from 15 exons. The coding region runs from base 441 to 1784 and encodes 447 amino acids. Gene Ontology annotation, molecular function: NEDD8 activating enzyme activity. The record is from RefSeq and is a predicted model, not a curated record. Gene Ontology annotation, biological process: protein neddylation.
AUUCAUCAAUUUUCCAACACAAAUAAAGGUGCAUGGGGCAACGCACUCACCCAACAAUAAGGAAAAUGACGAUAAGAGUGAGGAAAUAAUUCGAUUGGUAGUACAAUAAAUUAUCUAUCACCCGAUUGGCCCAUCUGGUUGGAUUUCCUAGGGCUGGGGCAGAAAAUCUGGCCGAUUCCUUGAUGAAAUCAUCCAAAGAACGAAGAGGAGGGAUUUCAAUAUCAUCCAUGAUUGCGAUGUUGACGUCAAAUUUCACGAGCGCCAGCUCCGGCAGCAGUCGGAGAACAUUUGCGACUAGUAUCUCUGCCAGAACUUGUGGGGGAAACUUCUGCUAAUAUUCAUGUCAAACUCUCCACAAAGGACUUAUUUUGAUAUUUUUGAUCAUCCAAAAUACAUUCUAUAGCUUCUGAACUUUCGAAUAGUAUCUACAAUUUGUAAAAAUGGCGGAAGAACCGAUGACAGUGGACAGUCCAGAAACAGCAGACUGGUCAGGACGAUGGACACACAUCAGAAAACUAUUGGAAAGAUCAGGACCUUUGGCUACUCCAGAAUUUGAGCCAAGUUCAGAGCUUCUUGGUAUCAUGUUGGAGCAUCUGAAAGUCUUGGUGAUUGGGGCUGGAGGUCUUGGUUGCGAGAUUCUUAAAGAUUUGGCCUUGAGUGGUUUCCGCAAUAUUGAUGUGGUCGACAUGGAUACCAUUGACCUGUCAAACUUAAAUAGACAGUUUUUAUUCAGAACCAAGGAUGUUGGUAAAGCAAAGGCAACGGUAGCAGCUGAUUUCAUCAAUGACAGAGUUGCAGGCUGCAAAGUUACACCUCACUUUGAUAGAAUAGAAAGUUUUGAUGAAUCUUUCUAUAGACAAUUUCAUUUGAUUAUAUGCGGCCUAGAUUCCAUUGUUGCCAGAAGGUGGAUGAAUGGAAUGCUGCUAAGCAUGGUUGGCUACGAUGAUGAAGGAAACAUGGAUCCAGACACUAUAAAGCCUAUGAUAGACGGUGGUACGGAGGGGUUCAAAGGUAACGCUAGGGUCAUCAUGCCCGGGAUGACCCCUUGUAUCGAGUGCACUCUUGACCUUUACCCUCCUCAGGUAAAUUUUCCUAUGUGUACAAUAGCCCACACUCCAAGGCUACCAGAACAUUGCAUCGAGUAUGCAAAGGUUUUACUCUGGCCACAGGAAGAACCAUUCGGUGCUGGUGUAAUCAUUGAUGGAGAUGACCCUUCGCACGUUCAGUGGAUCUUUGAGAAGGCACAGUUGAGAGCUGAUGAGUUUAAUAUCAACGGGGUUACCUACAGGCUUACACAAGGUGUUGUGAAGAGAAUAAUCCCAGCAGUAGCGUCAACCAAUGCAGUCAUUGCAGCGCAAUGCGUCACCGAAGCUUUCAAAAUUGCAACAAGUUGCUCCUUCCCUUUGAAGAAUUACAUGGUCUUCAAUGACACAGAUGGCUUAUACACAUACACAUAUGAGGCUGAAAGAAAGGAAGACUGUAUGGCUUGUAGUAGAAAAACUCAGACUCUAGAACUACAACGUGAUGCUACAUUACAAAUGCUAGUCGACCAUCUCACUGAAAGUGCCACAUUACAAAUGAAAGCACCUAGCAUCACAACGACCAUAGAUGGAAGGAAUAAAACCCUUUACAUGCAAAGUGUGGAGUCUAUCAGGAAAAGAACAAAGGAAAAUCUACCAAAGAAAUUAACAGAACUUGGACUGUCCAGUGGCAAUGAAUUAGCAGUUGCAGAUGCUACAACUCCUUCCUGUCUAAUCUUCAAACUCAAACUCACUGAAAAAUGAGAGGUUAUUGAAACAGUCUAUAGAUUUAACAUGAAUUGGCAGGCAAGCCAGGAUCCGAUGACCGGGUAAUUGUACUUCUCUCCAGUGCUUUGAAACGUUGUUGCAAUGUAAAGCGCGAUUUAUAAAGCGGAAUAAAUACUGUUAUUAUUUUGGUAUGUCUGAGAAUAUGUCCCAUUCUCGGUCUGAAAUGAAAACAAAUUAACUUUUAUGAAGAUGUCACCUUGUAACCAUGGGAACUGUUUGUAUGACAUGUAGUUGAGUGGACAUAGAAAUGUUUAUUAAAGGAUUAUCUGUUUGUUUUAUGUGAAUGCUCAGAAAGCUUGAAUGCUUGUAUUAAAGCAACCAGAAGACAGAUGGCUUGGAUCAUUCGUGAGGGUCAGGGUAAUGAGGAAUGAAGCUUUCUCAAAGAACAUUAGCACAGUUACUUAGUUUUGGACUAAGGUUGCAGGAAUAGAAGACCACCACUGUACCAAUAGAACUUGAAGGAAAAUGGAUGUGUUCCAAGGUGCUUUAAUUAUCUCUAUGCAAAUGUAUGAAUGUAUGAUGGAUCAAGUAGUUAGAAGAACAGAGUUCACAAAGAAUACCCCUUUGGAAUUGCAUAGGCUGCAUUCCGCUGCAAUUUAUUCAAUCUGUGGAAGAAACAGAAAUACAUGGAUCAAUAUUUAUCCAAUAUGUGUGCAGAUAAAUGCUGACGUUUUUUAAGUUACAAUGACAUCAAUUUAUUUGAUAGACAGGAAUAACCGUCGUUUUGGGGGAUUUCUCAAAAAAUUUCUGACAUUUCACUGUCAAUCCCCGUCCAUCAACGGUAGUACGUUGGUGCGAGCUUGCAGGUGUAAUCAUGUCGCCCAAUUCGGGCCUAUAUGUACUGUCUAGACUUCUCUAUCUAAUUUACAGUAUAUCACUAUAGAAACUACCUAACUACUCUCUUGAAUAUAUAAAGAAUCUAGACAUAUGAACAAAAAGAUUAAAAAGUGUGGAAAUACUACGUUACCAGACCUGCCAACCAGUACGUUUUAGCCGUAUUUAGUACAUUUUUGCAACCAAAAUACGGCAGUACGUUUUUUUUGUUUUGUUACUAAAUCGUAAUUUAUUGAGAAAAAUAAUCUCUAUAUGUCUCUAUUUCAUAAAACGUACACAAAUAUGGUUAUUAGAUCAAUGUAAUUUCAGGUAACUUGUUUUUUUUUUUCAUCUGCAAGAGCAGUGCGCAUUUUAGCUUGCAUGCAGCUUGAGCGCCGCGAUGAGCGAGUGUGCCAAGCAUUUUAUUAUGAAAUACACUUUUGUGGGGAAAAAUACAUUUUUUUUAAUCACAGAAUACAGUUUUUCAUUCCCAGAGGUUGGCAGGUCUGCAUAUUUAUCUCACACGGUAAAAAUACUGAUUUUUUUUGUCAAAAUACUGAUUUUGGGGGAUAAGAAUACUGAAAAUGCAAAAUACAACUUGGCAGCUCUGCGUUACCGAUGAUAUAUAUAAAAGAAAACAUGUAUAUAGUAAGUCAAUCCAGUAAGACCAGUUGAACAACCGACAAGACCAGUAGGAAUUGCCAGUAACACCAGUAAGAUAAAUGGAGUGGAUACCAGUAACCAGUUAUCCCAUUGAGACCAUUAACAAACUCUAGAAAUCAAGACCUAGAUAGAAAAUGAUGAAUAAAUACAUUAGAAACUGACAUUGUCAAAUCCCCCCAAACAAGAGAAAAAAGCCAAACAUUACCCACCUUAUUUCACCACACAGGGGUUACUAACUCAGGACAAGGUUAUAUCAUAGCCUUGUACAUUGGAUAAGUGACCUAGACUAAGUAUAACUCUAGAUCUAGUACAACUACAAGUUAGAAAGAAUUGUCGAGCUCGCGCACCAUCAUUUUCGUGAAAGUAAAACAAACACACAGAAAGGCAUUGGUGGGACCACAAUAUGAGUCUUGUCGCACAAAUUUCAUACCUCUCACUGUUGCUCCAAUACCAUUCCGUAUCAAGGCAAUAUAAAUAUACAGGCCAAUAUGCACAAGUAAUAUCAUUAUUUUCAUUUCAUCGGCUCAAAUACUUUCAAAAACUACUUACCGUCGGUUCUUCGGUAUUCGUCUCCAUCUUCGCUCAGACAGCAGCAGCAGAAGUGCAAACGAGAUCGAGAUUCUUAAUGUUUUUCUUUGCCGCUAGUUUGGGGCGGAGCCUAAUUGGUCAGUAGGCUCGUCCACUACGAUGUAAUAAAUAAAGCCGUCUGACAAGAUGUCAGACGGCCGCUGCGAGCUUCAUGAAACGGUUUUUGGUCAGUUCUGACAAGUUGUCAGACGAUGACGUAGUUGUCGGAUCUGACAAGAUGUCAGACAGGAAAUGUUCAUGAAACGCCCCCCUAAAAUUCCAGUUACUAUUCAAGACCAGUUUAAAGGGGCUUUCACACCAAAGGUUGCGUAGAGUUGCGUAGGGAGUAUGCGAAAAUUUGCUGCGUACUCAUCGGCGUAGUCCCUGCGUAGGGGAGCAUAGUGGUACGUAGAGUUGCAUAACUUGUCUACGUAGCGUUGUGUAUGGCUUCUUUGCGGAAACAAAAUACAGUAGGCCUAUAUCAUUCCCUGCUUUAUAAACUUCUCAAGCAACUCUUUGCUGCUGUCCGGAACACUGUACUGCUGUGAAGUAGGAUAAAAAUAUAAUGAGUUGUCUGUUAAAGGAGAAUGAAACCCUUGAAACCAGCUGAAUCCAUAUCAAAGAGAAAAAUCAAAGGAACACAUUGUUGAAAGUUUGAGGAAGAUUGAAUGAAUAAUAAGAAAGUUAUGAGCAUUUGAAUAUUGAGAUCACUAGUGCCAUGUAGAUCCUCCCAUCGGCAAUGCGACCAAGAUCUGUGAUAUCACACACGUACAACUCCCUCAUUACUUUAGUACUUAUUUCACUUAUAUUCUCACUUUUAUAGAGUCUAUCACAAGGUGAGGUGUUCUCUUUAUGAGAUGACAAGUACAGAGGUUUCACAACAUUAUAUCAUUGAUGAAUCGUUUGUCAUAUGAUUAGA